AAAAUGAAGUGUAAGGGGGGAUUGGAAUGUCCUUUUUUAAAUGCUAAUGCACCAGCAGUAGCACUGGCAAGUUUGUGAGGGCAUGUAAAACAGGUGAAAGUAUUCCUUCUAUGGUCCCCAUUGCGAUACCUGUGGUCUGGUUCCCCAAAUACUCUUGUUGGUGUUUUUUUGUUUGCUUUUGCUUCCUCAAACGGAUCGAAUGAGUCGAGUCUGUAUUGUUGUUUUGGAGGAGGUGGAAGAUGAUUCUCCCACAUUUAUUUCCAAAUUACCUCAGGAAAAUGUAUCUUUACGUCCAUCGCCCUCUGGAAAUGUGCUGCCACCGUUGGUUCAAGCUAUAUUUAAUGGAGAUCCUGAUGAAGUUCGAGCACUGAUAUUUAAGAAAGAAGAUGUUAAUUUUCAGGAUAAUGAGAAAAGGACCCCUUUACAUGCUGCUGCCUAUCUGGGAGAUGCAGAAAUUAUUGAACUACUUAUUUUAUCUGGAGCUAGAGUUAAUGCCAAAGACAGCAAAUGGUUGACUCCUUUACACAGAGCUGUGGCGUCUUGUAGUGAGGAUGCUGUUCAGGUGUUGUUAAAGCAUUCAGCAGAUGUCAAUGCUCGUGAUAAAAACUGGCAGACACCCCUACAUAUAGCAGCUGCAAACAAAGCUGUGAAAUGCGCUGAAGCUUUGGUGCCUCUCCUAAGCAACGUAAAUGUGUCUGAUCGAGCAGGCAGAACUGCAUUGCAUCAUGCAGCCUUCAGCGGACACGUUGAGAUGGUCAGCUUACUGUUGUCUAGAGGGGCCAAUAUUAAUGCGUUUGACAAGAAAGACAGACGAGCUAUACAUUGGGCAGCAUUUAUGGGUCAUAUUGAAGUUGUGAAAUUACUCGUGGCCCACGGAGCCGAAGUGACGUGCAAGGACAAGAAAUCGUACACACCUUUACAUGCUGCAGCAUCUAGUGGGAUGACCAAUGUAGUCAAAUAUCUUCUAGAUCUUGGAGUUGAUAUGAACGAACCAAAUGCCUAUGGAAAUACUCCUCUCCAUGUAGCUUGCUACAACGGACAAGAUGUUGUAGUGAAUGAACUCAUAGACUGCGGUGCUAAUGUAAAUCAAAUGAAUGAGAAGGGUUUUACACCUUUGCACUUUGCUGCUGCGUCAACACGUGGAGCAUUGUGUUUAGAGCUUUUGGUCUGUAAUGGAGCAGAUGUAAAUUUGAAGAGUAAAGAUGGGAAAACACCUUUGCACAUGACAGCGAUCCAUGGUAGAUUUUCAAGAUCUCAAACCAUCAUUCAAAAUGGAGCUGAAAUAGACUGUGAAGAUAAGAAUGGAAAUACUCCUUUGCACAUAGCAGCUAGAUACGGCCAUGAGCUAUUAAUCAACACUCUGAUUACGAGUGGUGCUGACACUGCAAAGCGGGGUAUACAUGGGAUGUUUCCUCUCCAUUUGGCAGCAUUAAGUGGAUUUUCAGACUGCUGCAGAAAGCUCCUCUCAUCAGGUUUUGACAUUGACACACCAGAUGACUUUGGCAGGACUUGUCUUCAUGCAGCUGCAGCUGGAGGGAAUUUGGAGUGCCUAAAUCUUCUGCUAAAUACUGGUGCAGACUUCAACAGGAAGGACAGAUUUGGGAGAACUCCACUCCAUUAUGCUGCUGCCAAUUGUAAUUAUCAGUGCCUGUUUGCCCUUGUGGGAUCUGGAGCUAGUGUGAACGACCUUGAUGAGAGGGGUUGUACACCUCUGCACUAUGCAGCUGCAUCAGACACAGAUGGAAAGUGCCUGGAAUACUUGCUAAGAAAUGAUGCCAAUCCGGGGAUCCGAGACAAACAAGGAUACAAUGCAGUUCAUUAUUCAGCUGCUUAUGGUCAUCGCUUAUGUCUUGAAUUGAUCGCAAACGAAACGCCUCUAGAUGUUCUGAUGGAAACAUCGGGUACUGACAUGCUGAAUGAUUCAGACAACAGAGCACCUAUAAGUCCACUGCAUUUAGCUGCCUACCAUGGCCACCAUCAAGCUCUGGAAGUGCUGGUACAGUCGCUGCUGGACCUUGAUGUGAGGAAUAAUAACGGAAGGACACCAUUGGAUCUUGCCGCCUUUAAGGGACACGUGGAAUGUGUAGAUGUGCUCAUUAAUCAGGGAGCAUCAAUCUUGGUGAAAGAUUAUGUUGUAAAGAGGACCCCAAUACAUGCUGCAGCUACCAAUGGUCACUCGGAAUGUUUGCGGCUAUUGAUAGGAAAUGCAGAACCACAGAACGCUGUGGACAUUCAAGAUGGAAAUGGACAGACUCCUCUGAUGCUGUCAGUUCUCAAUGGGCACACCGACUGCGUUUAUUCACUCCUUAACAAAGGAGCAAAUGUAGAUGCCAAAGAUAAGUGGGGAAGGACGGCAUUACAUAGAGGGGCAGUUACUGGGCAUGAGGAAUGUGUGGAAGCAUUGCUUCAACAUGGUGCUAAGUCCUUAUUACGAGACUGUAGGGGGCGAACCCCUAUACACUUGUCAGCUGCAUGUGGACAUAUAGCUGUUCUAGGAGCUCUCCUGCAGUCAGCUACAUCCGUGGAUGCAGUACCUGCGAUAGCAGACAAUCACGGCUAUACAUCACUGCAUUGGGCCUGCUAUAAUGGUCAUGACAGUUGUGUAGAGCUGCUCCUGGAACAGGAAGUUUUCCAGAAAAUGGAAGGAAAUUCUUUCAGUCCAUUGCAUUGUGCUGUGAUAAAUGACAAUGAAGGUGCUGCAGAAAUGUUAAUUGAUACACUAGGUGCUGGUAUUGUAAAUUCAACAGAUUCAAAAGGAAGAACUCCUCUUCAUGCAGCAGCUUUUACGGAUCACAUUGAGUGUCUACAGCUUCUGCUCAGUCACAACGCUCAAGUAAACGCUGUAGAUUCUUCUGGGAAAACACCUUUAAUGAUGGCUGCAGAAAAUGGACAGACAAAUACAGUUGAGGUGCUGGUUAGCAGUGCUAAGGCUGAUCUGACUUUGCAAGACAGUUCUAAGAACACAGCACUCCAUUUGGCUUGCAGCAAGGGUCAUGAAACUAGUGCCUUGUUAAUACUGGAGAAGAUUACGGAUAGAAACCUCAUCAAUGCCACCAAUGCAGCCUUGCAAACGCCUCUGCAUGUUGCUGCUCGGAAUGGACUAACAGUUGUAGUUCAAGAGCUUUUAGGGAAGGGAGCAAGUGUACUUGCUGUAGAUGAAAAUGGUUACACACCAGCUUUGGCCUGUGCGCCCAACAAGGAUGUGGCUGAUUGCCUGGCUCUCAUUCUGGCCACCAUGAUGCCUGUUUCAUCGAGCAGCACGUUACCUUCCCUUACGUUCAAUGCCAUUAAUCAUUACACCAACACCUCAAAAACUGUCACCUUCGAUUCCUUGCCAAUCAUGAGGAGUGACCACAGCUCUUACUGUACUUUCAACAACAUUGGCAGGGAAGAUGGCUACCCGUAUACAGAAGAAGAUGAACUCAAUGACUCGGAUUCUGAGACCUAUUAGAAGCUACGUUUUGUAGGUCUGAAGAGUGAACCCUCAUGCUGGAAGGUCAGACUUGUGCUUUUGGAAAAAAGCUAUCAGUGUUUGAAUGCAAAAAGAGGACAGGCCCUUGAGAAGAUGUUUUUUAUUGUGGUUGCAUAUAACAAAAAAAAAAAAAUCUGUGAGACUCUAGGAGGAUUUUUAAGAGCAUAUUUUGCAGAAGAAGCAUAAAUUCUUGAAUAAGUACUUGGAAUCCAUGGCAAAAAAAAAAAAAAAAAAA
Messenger RNA from Egretta garzetta (little egret), 3707 nucleotides. It is a transcript of the gene ANKRD28, whose product is annotated as ankyrin repeat domain 28. The transcript is spliced from 28 exons. Bases 200 to 3451 code for a protein of 1083 amino acids. NCBI's taxonomy places the organism in Eukaryota, Metazoa, Chordata, Aves, Pelecaniformes, Ardeidae. The record is from RefSeq and is a predicted model, not a curated record. Gene Ontology annotation, cellular component: cytoplasm. Gene Ontology annotation, molecular function: protein binding.